AUGUCAUUUCUCAACAUUCUUCCAGCUCCCAAAUCCUUUCCAUUCAUAGUUCCAUACCUUCUAUUUGAGAACACAAUGCCGGUUACCGAAUUCAAUGCCAUGAUCUUUGGUCUUUUCCAGCUAGGGAGUGCGUACGAAUGGGUUGUCACGAAGAAAUCAGGUCAUUCUUUGGAAGGCGAUCUUGUUUCUUUGAUUGAGAAAGAACAAAAGCAUCUUCAAAAAACGGGUUCGCUUCAGCAAGAAGUCUCCUUUCAGCUCAAAGGAAUUCACUUCUACUUCUUGCUAUUCCAGGGCAUAUCAUUCCUUUUAGUUGGUCUAGACUUGAUUGGUGAACAAGUUGAUUGA
Messenger RNA from Vicia faba (fava bean), 345 nucleotides. The record is from the annotation of a GenBank genome assembly. NCBI's taxonomy places the organism in Eukaryota, Viridiplantae, Streptophyta, Magnoliopsida, Fabales, Fabaceae.